Cladophialophora carrionii CBS 160.54 is the source of this 1452-nucleotide messenger RNA. RefSeq lists its product as uncharacterized. Gene Ontology annotation, biological process: dephosphorylation. Gene Ontology annotation, molecular function: phosphatase activity. Bases 1 to 1452 code for a protein of 483 amino acids. The transcript has 4 exons. Lineage: Eukaryota; Fungi; Ascomycota; Eurotiomycetes; Chaetothyriales; Herpotrichiellaceae. The record is from RefSeq and is a predicted model, not a curated record.
AUGCGUAGCUCCAUCCUCCUUGCCUCCUUGGCGUCGUCGACUGUCUCAGCAGAGACGGUUUUGGGUGUAUACAUCUUUUCAAGACAUGGAGACAGAACCGCAAAGAGUACGCCACCGACCGAACUGACCGACCUGGGAUAUCAAGAGAUAUUUACCUCGGGCUCGUACUAUCGGAGCCGCUAUGUUGCCAGCGAUGCUAGCCGCCGGAUCCACGGUAUCGCGCCUGAUAUCGCCAAGCUGUCACAGAUAACGGCUUCGGCACCGGUCGAUAACGUCCUGCAAGCAUCUGGCAUCGGCUUUCUCCAGGGUCUGUACCCGCCGGUCGGCGAGACGUUGGGUAGCCAGACUCUUCGUAACAGCACCGUCAUCCAGGCGCCCAUGAACGGAUAUCAGCUCGUUCCUCUCCAGGUUGUUCAGAACGGCGCCAACAGCGAGGACGCCGCCUGGCUGCAAGGCGCGACCAACUGUGCCAAUGCUCAAAUCAGCUCCAACGACUAUUUCCGAAGCAGCGAGUAUAACGAUACUUUGGCUCGCACCCAGGAAUUCUACGCGGACAUGCAUCCUUACGUUGAACGCACAUUCGCCGAGGACCAGACCAGCUUCAAGAACGCAUACACAAUCUUUGACCUGCUCAACGUUGCCAGCAUCCACAACGCCAGCGUGGCACUACCCGACGAUGCGGACCUCUUCCAACUCCGCACUCUUGCCGACCAGCACGAGUUCGGUCUGGCAUACAACGAGUCUGAGCCCAUCCGCGCAGUGACUGGCUCCAUCAUUGCGGCCGAGGUGACGGAGGCUCUCAACAGCACCAUCACGGGCAAGGGCAAGAACGUGCUGAACAUCCAGUUCGGCGCCUACGCCGGCAUGCUGUCGUACUUUGGUCUUGCCAACCUGACGGCCGCCAGCACGGACUUCUACGGUGUCCCCGACUACGCGUCCAGCCUUGUCUGGGAACUUGUGACCAACGCCACGGUCUCCAACACGUCGUAUCCCACCGAAGACGACAUCAGCGUGCGCUUCUUCUUCCACAACGGCACGACGUCCAACAUCAGCGAGCCCGUCGAGUUCCCGCUCUUCGGCUCCGGACGCUCCCCCCUGCCAUGGUCGGAGUUUGUUGCCUCGACGGCGAAAUUCAGCAUCGGCACACAGGCCGAGUGGUGCACCGCCUGCGGCAACUCGACCGGGGUGUGCAGCCCCAGCGCGCUGGGUGAAGGAGACUCCGGAGCCCUCGGCACGAGCUCGUCGGAUAACAGCAGCGGGCAUGGAGGCGGGAUCAGCAAGGCUGUCGCCGGUGUGAUUGGCGCCAUGGUGACGCUCGGCGUCAUCCUUGGCCUGGAGAUCUUGUUCUUCAUCGUUGGCGGCUUCCGACUCGUGAGCAAGAAGCGACUUGCCAGGACGGCGAGCAACGGAUCGAGCGCCAUGACCGGCACAGGGGUCGAGACCAAGGCCUGA